GGAGCACCAUAAGCUCUAUGCCCCUCCAUACACUAUAACCUUAUUCUGUUAAUUGCUUCCUCUCUAAGGCUCUGUCUGAGUCUGACUUGCUUAGUUUCAUUCUCACUUUUACUUCAAAUUUUUCUGAACUUCACCUCUCAAGCCCUACUUCCAAGUUUAUAGUGAUUAAUGGGUACCAAAUUUGAAGCCCGUUUGGUUGCUCUUUUUCUUUGGUUUCUUCUGACACCUGUGGUGUUUUCUGCUGACAAUGACGGGUUGAUCAGAAUUCAACUGAAUAAGAAACAGUUGGAUCAAAGAAUUAGGCUCCAUCAGGAGGGUCCAAGUGGAAAGUAUGGUCUUCGUGGUAACUUUGGGAACUCUGAGGAUGCUGAGAUUGUGGCACUAAAGAAUUACAUGGAUGCUCAGUAUUUUGGUGAGAUUGGGAUUGGCACACCUUCACAGAAGUUUACUGUGAUAUUUGACACUGGAAGUUCUAAUCUAUGGGUACCUUCGUCAAAGUGUUAUUUAUCAAUUGCUUGCUUUCUUCACUCCAAGUACAAAUCUAGUCAAUCAAGUACCUACACAAAGAAUGGGACAUCAGCUGCAAUUCAUUACGGAACUGGGGCAAUUUCAGGUUUUUAUAGUGCGGACCAUGUCAAAGUUGGUGAGCUUGUUGUUCAGAAUCAGGAUUUUAUUGAGGCAACCAAAGAGCCCGGCUUCACAUUCGUGGCCGCUAAGUUUGAUGGAAUACUUGGACUUGGAUUUCAAGAGAUCUCAGUUGGAAAUGCUGUUCCUGUCUGGUAUAGUAUGGUCAAUCAAGGACUUGUAAAAGAUCCAGUCUUUUCAUUUUGGUUGAAUCGCAAUAUCAAAGGGGAAGAAGGGGGCGAGAUAGUAUUUGGUGGGGUGGAUUCUGAUCAUUUUAAGGGGAAUCACACAUAUGUUCCUGUGACUAAAAAAGGCUACUGGCAGUUUGAUAUGGGUGAUGUCCUAGUUGAUGGUGAAACAUCUGGAUUUUGUGCUGAUGGAUGUGCUGCAAUUGCCGACUCAGGAACAUCCCUAUUGGCAGGCCCUACGACUAUUAUAACUCAAAUCAACCAUGCCAUUGGAGCUUCUGGUAUCGUAAGCCAGCAAUGCAAGUCAGUGGUUGCACAAUAUGGAAAAACCAUAUUGGACAUGCUGAUCGCUAAGACACAACCUAAAAAAAUCUGCUCUCAAAUUGGUCUCUGUGCUUUUGAUGGAACUCGAGGCGUUAGCUUUGGAAUUGAAAGUGUGAUCAAUGAGAAAUUGGGAAAGAAACAUGAUGGCAGUCUACAUGAUGCACCAUGUACUGCUUGUGAGAUGGCAGUAGUAUGGAUUCAAAAUCAGCUAAACCAUAAUAAGACCGAAGAGCAGAUCUUGAACUAUGUUAAUGAGCUGUGUGAACGGCUGCCCAGUCCAAAUGGCGAGUCAGCCGUAGAUUGCAGCAGUUUAUCAUCCAUGCCUAGUGUUUCAUUCACUAUCGGUGGUAAAUUAUUUGACCUUGCUCCAGAGCAGUACAUUCUCAAAGUGGGAGAGGGAGCCGCAGCUCAAUGCAUUAGCGGAUUCACUGCUUUAGAUGUGGCUCCUCCUCGUGGACCUCUCUGGAUUUUGGGAGAUGUAUUUAUGGGUCGCUACCACACAGUGUUCGAUUAUGGGAACAUGAGAGUUGGAUUCGCUGAAGCGGCAUAGAAGAAGCUCGCCCAACUCAUUUUACAUUGCAUAAUUUGUUUCUUUGGAAAAAACCAUUAACUGAUAUCUUAGCUUCAUCGUUUAACUAAAGUAAUUGUGCUAUCUAUGGACGUGAAGCCUUUCUCAUCUAUAUCUGUAUAUAAAUCAAGAUGAUGGCUGUAAAGUGGCAACUUAUUUAUAUAUGUGCAUGAAGCAGGGGUUAAACUAUA
Humulus lupulus (European hop) is the source of this 1895-nucleotide messenger RNA. RefSeq names its product aspartic proteinase A1-like. Gene Ontology annotation, biological process: proteolysis; lipid metabolic process. The record is from RefSeq and is a predicted model, not a curated record. Gene Ontology annotation, molecular function: aspartic-type endopeptidase activity. NCBI's taxonomy places the organism in Eukaryota, Viridiplantae, Streptophyta, Magnoliopsida, Rosales, Cannabaceae. Bases 169 to 1686 code for a protein of 505 amino acids. The transcript has 14 exons.